ACCUGCCGGCGCAGCCGCGGGCCCUCCCGGCGUCAAUCAUUAACCGGCCGCGCAGCCGCCGCGGGGAAACCCGAGCCCGCGGCGCCAGGCGAGCCCGGCCCGACGGCGGCGGGAGGCGGGGCGCGGGCAGCGGGCGGCGUGCGCCAUGGACGCAGGAGCCGAUGCAGAAGGGGGCGGUGGCCCCGCAGCCUCCGAGGACCCCCGGAGCCCCGCGCUCCCGCAGCUCCCGUGUCGCCCGCGGCUCCUGGAUGAGGACGGAGGGCCCAGCAAGGAGGUGGCCAUGGAUGGGGGCAGCACCCCGGCUGCAGAGGAACCUCCGGCCGAUGCCCAGGCCGAGGCCGAGGCCGUGGCUGCGUCCCCCGCCCAGGCUGAGGCUGCGGGCGAGGCCCAGCAGGGGCCCAAGGUGGCAGCCGGCGGGGUGCCCAACAUCGGCUUCGUGGGCGAGCCCCCACCCUACGCGCCACCGGACCCCAAGGCCGUGCACCUGCUGUACCCGCCCUUCCCACAGGGGCCGGUCCUCUUCCAGCCCGGGCCCUCGCCCCAGGCCCUGUACCCACCGCCGCCGGCCGCGCCCCUGUACCCCGCGCCCGCUGCGCCGCCGCUUUUCACACCCUUCCCGGUGUACAACGGCCCCGUGGCCGGCAUGUCAGCCCCCGCCACUGCCGCCGAGCACAGGCCGCGGCCCAAGGACCACAUGAUGGAGUCGGUGCUGGUGACGCUCUUCUGCUGCCUGCUCACGGGGCUCAUCGCCGUCGUGUACUCGCACGAGACCCGCGCGGCCCUGAGCAGGGGGGACCUGGCGCAGGCGGAGGAGGCGUCCCGCAAGGCCCGCUCGCUCGUGCUCUUCAGCCUGCUCUUCGGGGUGUUCGUGUCCGCCGGCUGGGUCAUCUACGUGCUGGUGGCGCUCUACCUGCCCUGAGGGCCGCGGCGACGCACAGGGACACCCAAGCCGCACGGACUCUGUCUGUGGACUCUGAGCCCUGCCGGUGGCCACCUGUCGCCUACAGAGGGGCCCCGGGGGCAGGAACAGCUGGGGUGUGGCGCCCUCGGCACAGCCACGGCGGGGCCUCACCCCUCCCGGUGGCCCCCCGGCCGCGUCCUAACUGACCUGCUGCGGGGCCCGGGCCCGUCGGAGCCCCCGGCCUCCGUGCUUCCUCCCGAGGUCUUUUGGGGGCCGCACUGGCUGGGCCCCCAGGGCCCUUGCCUCCCCCUCCCACCCGGGAGACCACCGGAGGGACCAGAGCUCUCCUUGUCCUCCGAGCCGACCCCGGCCCCAGCCACCUGCAGUCCGGCCUGGUGACCGAAGGCAGAGCCGCUGGUGUAUCUUCUUCCCCGUGGGGAGCCGAGCGGCGUCCGCUCUCCUCGGUAGCUCCCGGCGGAUGGUUCUGAGCCCCUGUCCCGACCCAGGAGCCCGGCGCUCUCAUGCCGACUCUGGUGCAGGAACCAGGGCCCCCGUGUCUGGUCAAUAAACAAGAAGCCAGCCCCGGACCGAGCUUCGCCUGCUGCUUCUGGGCUCCCGUGCUGGGCGAGCGGCGGCGUCUGUGCCCCGCGGGGCUCUGGGGCUGUCCUGGCUGUGGUCAUUGAGACACUGUCUGGGGAAGGCAGCUCUGGCCGGGUCUGUUGGUUGCUCCUGUUGCGUGGCCCCUCUGCGAUGUGACCCGUUUCUCAUGGGGCUGCUUUACCAGAAACUUCUUUCUCCCCUCCGUCCCGCCUCCUGCUUACUCUCGCCGUCUGCAGUCUUCCGGUCGGCCCUACUCCCACUCCUCCGGGCCCUGACUUUAUCGCCCACCCAUGGAGGCUCCCCUGGGGGUCCCCUGUGUGGCGAGGGCCACCCUGGCCGGGGAGCACUCAGGUCGCCCCAGAGGCUGCUGGUGGCCUGUAGCGGUGCACGUGCGUGUCUCUGCUUCGUGCCUGGUACCCCCCGGUCAGCCGUGGUCCUGAGAAUGGCCUUCCGCGCUAGCAAGACUCAGAACCGUCUGCAGAGGAAGGGGGCUUGGGGAGUGGGGCGCGGAGGCCUCCUGCAGCUUCCCGGCCCUUGACCUUCCCACUUGUCCAGGCCCCGGCCCCAGACUUGCCUUCAGAGAAGCUCUUCCCUCCCUUCCCCCGUUCCUUUCCUUUCUUCUCUUCUCCUCCCCCCUCCCUUCCU
Molecule: messenger RNA, 2146 nt
Organism: Mustela erminea (ermine)
Lineage: Eukaryota; Metazoa; Chordata; Mammalia; Carnivora; Mustelidae
Gene: PRRT1B
Product: proline rich transmembrane protein 1B
Exons: 4
Coding region: 146-919 (257 amino acids)
Cellular component (GO): membrane
Source: RefSeq, a predicted model, not a curated record